GGAAACUUACGGUUCUGUUUUGAAAUUACGUUUCGGUUUAAAAAAAAACACAAUGUCAUAAAUAAACAAUAAGUCUAAAAUCAUGUUUUUAAGGCAUGAAAUCUAAAAUUUAAUAAUAAUACAAUAAAGAGAAUAGAAAUAUGCAAGUAUUAAAAUUAAUAGUAUUAAUUGUCUUUAUGCAUUGAAUUUUUAUUAGUGAAAUAGCAUAUGUAUUUAAAUAUAUUGUGUCAGAUAUUUAUGAAAUAUCAAAAAUAAUUAAUUGGAUAAUAGUUUUAUAAUCUUAAUUUAUUUAUAUUCACAAUUAUAAUAUAAAAUCGUUUAAAGUUAUUAUAAAUUAAUAAAUGAUUUCUGUUAAUUUGAACCAUAUACUUUUGGAUGCUUCCAACCUAUCAGUUUCCUAAUUUUGUAAAAAUAAUUAGUUUCUCCACUUCCCCAUACCCGAUUUCUAAUUCAUGUAACAUAACUGAUACUCCAUGCUGAAUUCAAUUUCGCAUCUAAAAAGACUUGUUAUCACAAUGAUUUUCUAUUUUGUAACGUGCAAAUAUCUUCACUGGCAUCAGGAGAUCUAAUUUGAUGGAACAGAGACUCAUAUGCAGUGACGUUUGCGUGCUUCGCGCGCCAUAUAAGCUGUGUGAAUGAAGCAAAAUCGAACCGAGAGAAGAAACCCUAGAUCUCUGUUGCUGCCGCUGACGGGGAGAGGAUUCAUGAUUCUCCCGACUCCUCCUCCAAACCAUUACAUCUGUAUGAGGUAAACUGAUAUCUCUAGUUUUGGACUGGAAGCAAACCUUAUAUUUCUUAUGGAUGAGCUCUAAUUCGAAGUGGAAUCAGCUAUAAUCUGCUUAUGUUUUUCGAAUGUACAUAUUGACUUGGGUGAUGCAUGGAGAAAGAUUAGAUAUGAACCGCUGUGGUAUAAUAAUCUUUAAAGACUUUUAACAAUGAUCUCUCAUCCAUUCCACUCCCUAAAGAAGUUCUUGACUUGCAGAUUUGGUUCAUCAUAUUCAGACAAUGGGUUUGAGAUAUGGCUGAUGUUGCAGGUUUCAAAGUAAUCAGCCACUCUCUUGAGUGCCUGUGGUGAUGAAACGUUAGUGGAGUUGUUCCACCAUCUACUACUAGUCCGGUGAUUUUCAGUGAUAUUUUAUUCUUGAAUUUCUUAUUUCAAAGGAUUAAUUUAUCAGCCAUUUUGGGACUUAUAUGUCCAACACAUAUAACUCUUCAACUUUCUGCGCCAAAGUUAAUGCAUAAUAAGUCAUGUUUAUGUCUACAUUGUUCAUGAGAGAAGCCUUUGCUACCAUGUUUCAAGCCAUAGGAGUUUGCUAUCCAAGGAAGGUCGCUACAGUUCAAUACAGGUAUCUCAGCCUUAAUUUUGAGUUGCUAGCAAAAGUGGAAGAUGCUAAGUUAUAAUAAUAGUCAGAUGUCUUGUUGUUUUCUAGUGCUGCUUGUUAAUACUCCAGUUAAUUUGCAUGUUUGUUUGGUCAUUUACAAAGAGGGUAGGUUCUCCAGAUUUUCUAGUGUCAUGUUGUUGUAAUAACUAGAUAGUUGAAAUAGCAAUGAUCUAGUCCAUGUUGAUUCACCUAAUACAAUAGUUUUUAUCUGAAGGUUAAGUCAAAGAUUUUCUGAAAGAUCUAUCUGCCCACAAAUAUUGUAUAGGGGAAAUUGUCAAAAGUAUAGACUUUAAUUGCAGAAUUUGUUGAUUGUUAUUUCUUUUCACAAUUAUCUUAACUUGGGGUUGGCAUCUGUAAUCACGUGUGCUGUUCACAUUCAUCAGUCUACAUUUUACUUGCAGAUUCUAAUCCUUAAUCUCAAAUGGAGACUACGUCCUCCACUUUCCAGCUUAGCAUCAAUCUUUUUGUGUCUGGAAAAGAUACGGACAAAUUUGAAGCUCUAGGGAAUAGAUUUUCUUAUUGUCUUCUGCUUGAUGCGUGCUGGUGAGGGAAACGAUGAUCUCGAAGAACAUAGCGAAUGGCAUGAGACUCUCUUACGUUUUGAGCUACUGCCCCUUGCCUACGAGCUCAUGGGCUCUCUAUAUGGUGACUUUAAUUUGGGCUUUGUUAGAUCGAGUUUAACAAAUAUGAGGUUAGGGAAUCCUAAGCUUACAAUCUUCUUUAUGUAGUGUAGUGAUCUUCUAAGAUUUGCUGUGAGCUUAAGAUGUGAAUUUUUUUUUCCAUGGCAGAAAUGAAACAAGAUGAAUACUCUAAAGGAGCGCGGAGACACGUAAGAGCUCUGGGAGGGUAAGGGAAAAGAGAUAUAAUCCGUUUGAAACUCCUGGUAAACUAAAAAUUCUGAACUUGUAUAAUUUUCUAAGUCAGAACUUAUUCUUGAGAAAAUAGAGAAACUUAUUUUAUUUUCAUUGUUUUUAAUUUUGUGAAUCUGUUAGAUGCAUUAUGAUGAUUUUGUUUCCUGCAUUCCCUAUUGCUUCGUGUAGACUUGCUGGACAAACUUACUGGUUACAUGCACCCUUUUUAAGUCGUAACUAAGUACGAGCGAGAUUGGCUCUAGUCCUUGGGCAACUUGAUUUGCAGGAGAUACACAUAAAAUACACACUUUAUGUAGUGUUGUUUCUUCUUUGCAUUUAGUGAAACUUCAACCAUGUUACGAUUCCUCUUCAAUUGUUAUAUAUUUUUUUGUUGCUGUAGAUAUAUUUCACUAAAAGAUAGAUGUCAUUGUUGCAUCCAAAGUAAAGUAUUUGUAGAUCGCUCGUGGUCUUGAAUGGCACAUUCUUCUAUUGUUAGCUACCAUGUCUUUUACCGUCUUGACGGUAAAACGAUGUCCACGACCAAAGAAGUUCAGCCACCUAAAAUAGCAUUUAGUGGUUUAUAGUUAACAAAAACAACACUUAAGCCCACGCAUUUAGUCCAUAUAGUAUUAAUUUGACUGACUAAAAUUAAUGGUAGACAUUCUUGUUCUUCCUUUUCAUUUGUCAUAUUCUCGAGGUUUCUUGUGUCACCAAAUGCUCCAGCAAUGUUGGGCGUAACGGUUGGGAAAAGUAUGUACUAAAUUAGUAUUCUAAAUUGAAGAGUAAGCAAGAAGAUUUUGAACGGUGAUUUCUUGUUUCAUUUUAUGGAUUUGAAGAACAUUUUGAUAUCCAAAGAUUAAUGCAUGUUAGUCCACUAUCAAUUUUAUGGAAUUUUAGAGUUGGUUGAAAAAUACUCAGCAACUUCAUAGAUAACUGUUAGAAAAUAGGUUAAAGGUUAAAAAUGUUCAUUUGUGGCAUAGAAAGCCCGAGAUUUUAAACGCCUUGGUCAGAGACUUAGGAGAGCAAUUCAGUUGUUUAGCUGACAUUUACAACCAAAUUGUUUUUUUUAUUAGAGGAAAAGGACGAUUUAAGUGACAUCACAUAUUUCAUAAUUAUUAAGUUUGUAGUCCUUCCUUUAUUUAUUUAGUAUUUUCUGUACCUGCCUCCUCCAUUCGAGACUGUGGUCCAGUCUGCGAGGAACCCUAACUCAACAAGCAAUUCAAAUCCCUCUUUCCCCAAAUUUAAGAAAUAAUUUUGUAAGAAUUCUUCGUUUUCUUAAAACCUUUUUGAAAUUCGUAGGUUUAUCUUGCCUAAGUAUGAUGAUUGGUAGGCUUAAACCGUUCGAAACACAUGGUACAUGAUCCUGGGAUUACCUAGAUUGCAAACGAUGAAAUGAAAGCCAUAAACGAUAACAUACUUAUAAUUAAAUAUAAUCGCUUUCAUUAAUUGGCUUCUGCUAUGGCCACUCUCAUGAUGGUUGUCUUGUUGCGUUAUCUAAGCAAUGUUAAUAUCUCAAGCCUCAUGCAUAUUUGUAUGUUUAUACUUGCAGUGAUGGUAUGUAUAUGAGUCAAAUGACAAUACGGUACUGCACACACUAAGAUACCUUCUGGAAACUGACAGCGUUGAUGCCCUCAUUUGGUAAAAAAUUUCUUGUUUGAUAUUUAUAUGUUUCUUAAUUAGAUUUUGUUUCUUGAUACUAAAUAUAUCUUUAAAUUGAAACUCUGCACGAAACCUGUGAUCUUCAUUAUAUAAGACACAGAAGAAAAAGACAAGAGCUCAAGAUAUGCCGUUGGCUGCAAUACUAAGGCGGACGAAGAAAGUCUUUUAGGUUUCAAAGAUGAUGGAGAUUUAGCUAAUUUUCUGCACCCACCUCUCCCCUAAUUAACCAGCUCCUCCUAAUGGUCAAAAUCGUUCACAUCAAGUCUGUCACCAUCAUCAAUAUUUCUUCACUAGGUACCUUUUCUUCCUAGAAAAAAAGGCAUUUGGGGGUUGCAAAAUCUCGGAUUUGGGCAUAUAUAGGUGAUGGCUACUGAUGAACUGCUUCCCAAAUAAUCCCAAUUAAAAGACAAAUAAGAGAAGAAUUGAUGUGUGUUUGUCCAUUGAAGGCGGCUGCUCCUGAGAUGAUACUGAUGUUGCUCAAGACAAGAAGAAGAAUUUACAUUGAAUGAUUUUUCACACUGGCGAAUAGAAAAGAGACACGUGAUGAGUGGACAUGAAGAGAAAAUGGUGCUAGACGGCUAGGUUUAAUAUAAAUAGAAAUAAGAAGCAGUUGGUGUGGUUGUGAAGGAAGGAGGCAAACGACCAAAUCUCAGAGAAAUAAUAGUAUAGAGGAGGAACAAAGAUUCAGGAGAUCAACGAACAUGGGAAGAUCUCCUUCCAGUGGUGACUCUCGUCUGAAGAAGGGUCCUUGGACUCCUGAUGAAGAUGAGAAACUUGUCAAGUAUGUCAAAAAACAUGGCCAUAGUAGCUGGAGUGCUCUUCCCAAGCUUGCUGGUCUUAAUAGGUGUGGGAAGAGUUGCAGGCUAAGAUGGACGAACUACUUGAGACCUGACAUCAAGCGAGGGAAAUUCUCUCCGGAGGAGGAACAGACUAUCUUGAAUCUUCAUGCAGUUGUUGGAAACAAGUGGUCAACGAUUGCAAACAACUUACCUGGGAGAACAGACAACGAGAUCAAGAAUUUCUGGAACACCCAUUUGAAGAAAAAGCUGAUUCAGAUGGGAGUUGACCCAAUGACUCAUCGCCCAAGAACUGAUGUCUUGUCCAGCUUAUCUCAGCUUAUCUCUCUGUCAUCUAACCUGAGAGGUUUUGUUGAUCAAGAGCAAAUUAUGCUGAAACUCCAAACCGAGAUGGCCAAGCUCGAAUUGUUCCAAUACCUCCUUCAACCACCUUCCAUGUAUAACAACAUUAACCCUAAUGACUUUGACACUCGCAGUCUCCUUAGCUCUAUUGCCUCUACCACCAACAAUAAUCUCAACCUCGGUUCCUAUCUUCAGGACUUCAACAGCUUACCAUCCCUCAAAACCUUAAAUACCAACAUCGGACCAUCAUCUGUUUUCCCCCAAAAUCUUGAUGACAAUCACUUCAAGUUCUUCAAUCAAAGAGAAAACCUACCUGUAUCUCCAAUCUGGCUCUCGGAUCCUUCCAGCUCAAAUCAGAGUUUUUUACCUUCUCUUGAUCCUUCAUAUUCUAUGGCUGAUGAUCUUAUUAGAAACCAAUAUGUUAUUGAAGAUGUCAAUAGCAACCUCACCUCUUCGAGCUGUCAAGAAUCAGGAGCUUCAGUUUCAGCUGCAUGGCCUGAUCAUCUACUGGAUGAUUCCAUAUUUUCCCACAUUCCUUAGCCUUCCUCGUCCUUUCAGGUAUGUUUUGGAGGAACUCAGAAUCGAAUAUGUGCUUGGGAAUGUGCUUGCUGGAGAAUUUAUUCACAUAUAUCUAUCUAUAUAUAUUGUUGGCACAUGAUAUACAUAUGUGCUCAUGUUGUAGAAUGUACAGUAUAGUACAUGUUUCAUAUAUAAUUCAUAUGCGUGUUGUUGUUAUCAAUGAUCUUUAGCAUAUGUUUGUACCCAUCGCCGAGUUUAUAUAUAUCUAUAUAGAGAGAUGAUUUUUGUGAAGGGAGGUCACUUCACUUGUAGUUGUAAUUAGGGUUUUUAAUAAUUAUAUGGAUCUUUUGUUUUACU
This is a messenger RNA of Brassica rapa (field mustard), 5907 nucleotides long. RefSeq names its product transcription factor MYB92. The record is from RefSeq and is a predicted model, not a curated record. NCBI's taxonomy places the organism in Eukaryota, Viridiplantae, Streptophyta, Magnoliopsida, Brassicales, Brassicaceae.